This is a messenger RNA of Sarcophilus harrisii (Tasmanian devil), 1952 nucleotides long. It is a transcript of the gene LRRC71, whose product is annotated as leucine rich repeat containing 71. The transcript is spliced from 15 exons. Bases 4 to 1884 code for a protein of 626 amino acids. Lineage: Eukaryota; Metazoa; Chordata; Mammalia; Dasyuromorphia; Dasyuridae. Gene Ontology annotation, molecular function: protein binding. The record is from RefSeq and is a predicted model, not a curated record.
CGCAUGCGCUCUGAGAGCGCAGCCCGACAGGCGCUCCCGGCCCCGCAGCGCCCCCUGCAGACCUCGCGAGCGACCCGCAGUUGUGUCCCGGCCCGCCCACCCGACGGCCCGCCCGCCCGCCCGCCCUUCUUGGCUCAAGUGCCCGUAGUCCUGGAGAAAAAGGGACGCACAGGGACCGGGGGUUCAGUGUCCAAGACCCCCGAUGCCUUUGGGAAGAUGGUGAAGAAAGGAGACAGGCAGGCCAAGGAGAAGCCGCCGCCCGUGCUGACGCCCGUGGGCGAGGAGGAGCCCAAAUGCCCAGAGGAGUAUCAGUGUGUGGGAAUCUUGGAACAGGAUUUUGUCGAACUCUGUAUUCGUUCAGGAUAUACAGAUUACCCCAAAGUGGUCGUCCGCAAUCAUGGUCGCUCCAUCUCUGCCUCUGAAAAGCUGUGGAGGAACCGCGGGUCUCUGCCUCCACUAGCCAAAACAGCCUCCAACAGAUUGAGACCAAGUAUGCCUUCUUCCGGCCCACCAUCCAAGUGGAACUGGAGCAAGAGGAUCCCAAAUCAGUUCGGGAAAUCUUCAUCCGAGGUGAGCUUCCUUCUUCCAUCCCCUGCCCCAAGAUUCAGCCCUUCCUACUCUACUUCAGUCUCCUCUCUCCCUCCAGGUUGGAAACUGGCAGAUCCAAUUCUAAGCAUUCUCAGCAAGUGUCUGCCCUCUCUCACCCAGCUGCAGGCCAUCAACUUGUGGAAAGUGGGGCUGACUGAUGAAACCUUGACCACCUUUAUUGCCCUCAUUCCUACUUGUGCCUCCACUCUCAAGAGAGUGUUGCUGGAGGGAAACCCGAUCAAGGAACAGUCUUACCACAGGCUCAUGGUCCCAGAAAGCACCAUCACGCACUUGUCCCUGAGGAACAACAACAUCAAUGACCAGGGUGCACAACUCCUGGGCCAGGCUCUGUCCACACUGCAUACCAGCAACCGAACCCUGGUCUCCCUCAACCUGGGCUACAACCACAUUGGAGAUGUGGGCGCCAGCUACAUAGCAGAUGGCCUGCGACUGAACCGCUCCCUGCUCUGGCUAUCCCUGGCCCACAAUCGCAUCCAGGACCAGGGUGCUCUGAAGCUAGCUGAGGUCCUGCAGCCUUUCGAACUAACACACAUUGAGGUGGUAGAACGCCGACGACUUCUGCUAGAAAAGGGGACUCAGGACCGAUCAAAACUAGUAAAGGGAUCGCCCACUUCUUCCCGCCAUGGAGAACGAGACCGGCCUCUCUUGGGGAUUGGUAGUACUGGGGCCAUUGACAAGCUUCAGGGACUCAAGAUCACCAAAGGCAGCUUGGCAAAGAAAAAGGAAAAGGAAGUAAUAAAAAAAGAAGAGAAGCCCGGGAUUGGGACAUCCCCCACACAGAAUGUUCCCAAAAGAGAUGACCCUUCCAAGGGUUCUAAAGGGAGGGUAACCAUUCCGGAACAGAAGCCUGGUCGGGGAAAGGGGACCAAGAUGGGGCCCAAGGAGAAGCGAAGUACACUUGCUGAGUCUGAAGUAAUUCAGAAAAAGUUAACCCCUGAACCUACUGAGAUGCUCAAUCCUCUUCUAGAGCAGACAGAGCAUAAAAAUGGGAAAGUUUUCUUGCCAGGAAACAAAGUCCUUAUGCACCUCAAUCUUAUUCGGAACCAAAUCACAGAAACGGGUUUGAAAGGCUUCCUCAGUGCUGUUCGAUACCAAGUGAAGUAUACCAAACCCAAGACUCCUACUAAGGGCCCAUCAGGAUUGCUAAAACUGAUGCUCGGGAAAAAUUCCUUUCCCCCAGAAUGUGAAACCUACACUACAAUCCAGGAUUUGAUGCUUCCUCGGGAGCUCAAGACUAGAAGAGAUGAAGAAGGUCCAUCUGCCUCUGUCCCCUGAGUGGGAGAGGGAUAAAGGAGUAACACCCCAUUUCUGGGUUACUAAUAAAAUCCUCUUGUUCCUUUGUU